This is a messenger RNA of Acanthopagrus latus (yellowfin seabream), 5611 nucleotides long. Its product is annotated as gap junction alpha-3 protein-like. The transcript has 2 exons. The record is from RefSeq and is a predicted model, not a curated record. Bases 1205 to 2632 code for a protein of 475 amino acids. NCBI's taxonomy places the organism in Eukaryota, Metazoa, Chordata, Actinopteri, Spariformes, Sparidae. Gene Ontology annotation, biological process: cell communication. Gene Ontology annotation, cellular component: connexin complex.
UGUGUGUGUGUGUGUGUGUCAGUUUGUUGUAUGAAUAUUGUUCGUUCCAUGUGGCUACAGAAUGCUGUCUAAAAGAAUAUCAACAGGCAUCUAUUUGCUCAAUACACAAUAUCUCCUGUCUGUCCCCAUAAUAGGACAGAUGAGGUAAGACAGUAAGUAUACAGUUGUUUUACUACAUAAACAUUCAGUGUCCGUUUUAAAUCUGUGACAUCUUCACAGAUUUAGAGCUGAGAAUAUUACUCAAUGGACAGAAAAGUAAUUGACACCGCUGUGUUGUCACUGAUCGAGCUCAUUUCAUGAUUUAUACAGUCGUUUUUGAACAUAUUUGGGGUUUUGAAUAUUGAACAAAACAGGGUAUUUGAAGUCAUUGACAUUGACCCUCAGAAGGUGUAACGAUUAUUUUUCUGACAUUUUAAAGAUGAUUAGAAAAAAGAAAAAGUGAAAGAUUAAUCUUUGACAUCUAUCUAAGUCUUUUCAAACUGGAAAAUUCCACUUUCAGAGUUUUAGAAAGUUAAAAACAGCUUCACUCUAACACCGCACCAGAAAUAGUCUCACAGGCAUUACAUGAUUAACUCUCCUUAUUACAGUAACAUUUUUCUGUCUGUUCCCGGUGGCUUUCAUUUUACAGUUGAGUGGGAGAGCUGAAGGGAGGGUAGCCUGUAUGUGUGUAUGUCAGUAUUUGUUCCUGUGUGUGUGUGUGUGUGUGUGUGUUCCUGUGUGUGUGUGUGUGUGUGUGUGUGCGUGCGUGUGCGUGUGCGUGUGUCACACCAGAACCCCAUCUCUGCUAAAUGCUGUUUUCGAACAUUAUAAUGUUGAUCUCAGCACAUGCCUGCUGGGCAGUGGAGCGAGCAGGUGAGAGAGAGAGAGAGACCAGCCUGACAUAGAGGGAGAGGGAGCGAGAGAGAAAGGGAGAGUGAACCGGGGUUCAGUCUAACAGGUGGCCUAUACAGUAAAUGAGCGGCUAAAAAGCGUCCAGUUGGAGCGAAUGCUGUGUUUCGAUUUGUUUUCGAUAUCCGACGCCGACGUGGCAGGUCUUCUAUAAAGACCUUGGUCUGCCGAGCGUUUUGAUGAAAAAGAGAAAUAUGUCGGAGUCUAGUCGACACCUCCACUCUCAUCCAUGUCCUCGUGUCCUCUUGUGUGUUCGUUUGAGUAGAGAGUUUAACCUCAGGCCUGUACUUUCUCCAUAGGCUAGAAAUCUUGAAGCAUGGGCGACUGGAGCUUUCUGGGGCGGCUGUUGGAGAACGCUCAGGAGCACUCAACGGUCAUCGGCAAAGUCUGGCUGACUGUCCUCUUCAUCUUCAGGAUCCUGGUGCUGGGGGCCGCAGCUGAAGAGGUCUGGGGCGAUGAGCAGUCCGACUUCACCUGCAACACCCAGCAGCCUGGUUGCGAGAACGUUUGCUACGACGAGGCCUUCCCCAUCUCGCACAUCCGCUUCUGGGUGCUGCAGAUCAUCUUCGUGUCCACACCAACUCUCAUCUACCUGGGCCAUGUGCUGCACAUCGUCCGCAUGGAGGAGAAGCGGAAAGAGAAGGAGGAGGAGACGCGCAAAGCAAACAGGUUCCAAGAGGAGAAAGAACUCCUUUAUAGAAAUGGUGGAGGAGGAGGAGGAGGAGGCGGCAAGAAGGAAAAGCCGCCAAUCAGGGACGAGCAUGGCAAAAUCCGUAUCAGAGGCGCGUUGCUGCGUACCUAUGUGUUCAACAUUAUUUUCAAGACCCUGUUUGAAGUGGGAUUCAUUUUGGGCCAGUAUUUCCUCUAUGGCUUCCAGCUGAGGCCCCUGUACAAGUGUGCACGUUGGCCCUGCCCCAACACCGUUGACUGCUUCAUAUCGAGGCCCACUGAAAAGACCAUUUUUAUUAUAUUUAUGCUUGUGGUGGCUUGCGUGUCUCUUUUGCUGAAUUUGUUAGAGAUCUAUCACCUUGGAUGGAAGAAAGUUAAACAGGGCAUGACAAAUGAGUUUGCCCCCGACCACGAGUCGCUGCGCCGUGUCGACAUUGCAGAGCCUGAGUGUUUGGCCUCGGCCUCCAGAACUGCCCCAUCCAGCCUCAGCUACCCUCCCAACUACACGGAUGUGACGGCGGGCAGCGGGGCGUUCUUACCGCCCAUGGGGCCGGCAGCUGUGCCCUCAGCGGCGGAGUUCAAGAUGGAUGACCUCCAGCAGGAGCAGUCCCUCCGCCAGCCUUCCCCCUCUUCCCACUACUACAUCACCAACAACAACAACCACAGGCUGGCCACACAGCAGAACUGGGCCAACCUGGCCACCGAGCAGCAGACUCGGGAGAUGAAGGCCACCUCAUCCUCCCCGUCUUCCUCUUCCUCCACCAGCACCAGCAACGAGCAGCAGCAGCAGCAGCCCGUCGACGCCGCGCUGCUCCUUCCCACCAGCAACAACACCAGCAACACCAACAUCACCAACACAACCGCUAAUGUCGCCUCCAGCAGCAGCAGCGCUGGCACUGUUUCCAACGCAGGCAGCUGGGGCGGGGGGAAGAGCGAGCAGGAGGAAGGCCACGUCACCACUACCACAGCGGAGAUGCACGAGCCCCCAGUAACGGUCAGUACAGACCCCCGGCGGCUCAGUCGGGCCAGCAAGAGCAGCAGCAUCAGGGCCAGACCAAGUGACCUGGCUGUCUGAAUCUCUUCAGCCCUCUCAUGUCCCUAAACCCUCCCAGACCAACACCCCGCUUCCCCAACCCCACCCCACACACGGUGAUUCUCAGACAAAAAAAAAUAAAAAUCACAGGCAUGCAUAAAGCAAAAAAAAAAAAAAAAAAAAGCAAAAAAACAAAAAAGACAAACAAAAAAACCCAGAAGAAGGCAAGGUGACAAGAGACAGGACAGCAGGAGAGCAGGACAGCGUGAACUUGACUUGAUCAGGAGCAGUUGUUUAUUCAGUGCAAUCGGUGAGUUGUAAAGUAGUUGAGGCAAGGUUUGUGUUUUUGGUUGGUCUUAAUUUAUGCGCACAAAAUGUGAUCAUGCAGUGCUAUAAAGUGGGAAGGCUCCGCUCGCAGCGGUGGAUGGAGCGAAGGACCUUGUGAUGUCACAAUUUUGCUUCAAAAUGGACACAUCUCGCCAACGUGUUCAGUUUGGGGGAAGAUCUCAUGGUGUUACCCUAUCCUAUCUUUUUUCUUCUUUUUGUUCUGCCUAAAGGACUCAUUAUUCCAAAUGAAGAGGAUCAUUUGUUAAAACAAUGACUGAAUAUUCUUUUUAUUUCACCUGGAGGAAGCAGUGGUAGCUGGCGGUGUUGUACAGAUCAGUUACAGCCAGACAUUUUGCUCAUAUAUCUUGUCCAUCAUAUUUAUCUGGUUUCACAGUCAAUCAAAAACAUGACACUUCGUCUUGCACGUCAUGUCAACAGGUUGUUCCAGCGUUUGUCCGUAGACCUGGAAGGUCUUUUGCUGCAGUACUUCCUGUAUUUUCCGAACAGAACCCUGCUGUGUUAAACAUAAUUCAUCUAGGAAGUCAUAACAUUAUAUGUAUUUUGUUCCUUGUAGUUGUUCAUGCCAGCGUCUGAAACUACAACUCACCGAUUCACUGGCUGCAUAUUUGCAUGGCAAAGUCGGCUAUCUUGGUCUUACCCAUGAUCAAUUGCAGCGCCUCCCGCAGAGACAAUCAAUAUUGCAAUUGAGAGGGAAUGGGUAGAAGUGGACAGGGGUGAUAUUCCCAGAGUCCUCUGAAUGAACACACAUAGGCGCAGUGUGGACAGGAUGUGGGUCAAAGCAGCUGGUAGAAGUAAUCCUGUGAUGUCAGGAAUGCACCUGGGUCUCCACCAACACUGCACUGUCAAUAACCCAGAGAUCAAAACGUUCCCACCAUGCUGUUAGUUUACAAAAGACGAAAAAAAAAGGAGCAGAGUCCCUUGCGCCUUCCUCUGUCAGCGUCGCCUUCAGUCAACACACCUGAAAGGAAAAUGAAGACAUUGCCUUCAAAGAAUCUCAGUAAAGAAUAACAAUAUUCUCCUUGUUCAUCCAUGUGAACAACCUCCCAAAGCUCUUUGCUUAGACUUGAAACUGCUCAAUUUUUAGCUAGAUAGUUGGAAGAUAUUUUUGCCCUCAAACCCACGGCCCCCCACUUUUAAUCAUCGCACCUAAAGAUUGAGAGCAACUUUGGGAGUUAAAUGAUUUUCACCAUCACACAUUUCAUGUGCUUCUUCAUUGGUUUUAUUCUGAAAAGUGCUAUUUUUUUAAAACUGAAUUGAAUUUUACUCAUAAAUUGCAUUCUUGUAGUAGUCAGUUUGUGAUUGCAAAACAGCUACAAUUUAAAAAAAAAAAAAAAAAGACAAAAUGACUGGCGUUGCGUUUAAAACGCCAAGGUGCAGUCGACCUUGACGGCUUCUAUUUUGUUGUGUUCACCUUGAUUCUUAGAGAUCUUUAGAAGCCCAAACUUUUAACUCAAUUCAUCCGCAGCCGCAGUCCCCUGUCUCUGUUGUUUUACUGUGCUGUUUGGUUCAUUCACAAUCCAGGCACUCACUUUCAAAAAGCUUUUCUUUUCUUCUUUAACUUUGCAACGACCUUAAUCCACUGUAUUACCUGUGAGUUGCAAGUACACUGUGAAAACUCAACCAUCUGCAUUGGACAUAGGGCACAGGGCAUACGAUUGAGCACUACUAUGUUUGUGCAAAGUAUUCAAUAGGAACAAUACUUUUCCAGCAGUUAAUGUGCAGGUUCAUAGGAGUAUCUGUACCCAUAUAGGUUUAUGAUGUUCAGUGCCGUAUUUUACUUCAGUUGCUUAAAUGACAUUUAGUGCAAACAGAAGCACAAAGAGGAGAAUAUACACCUACACAACACAUAGUAGGUAAAACGUAGCCUUUCCCAAUCUGUGUUCCUUGUUCAAAAUGACAAAAAAAAACCUUUGUUAUCUGCAUUUGUUCUUGAUCCCUAAAGUUUACAUUUUGGUAGUUGAUAAAGAUUUGCACAUUUAGGAAAGAAAAUUGCUGUUCUACAAUGCUAAUAUUGGUAGUGAUAGAGAGAGAACGAGAGAGUGAGCGAGCGAGAGAGCAAGAGACAGAGCGAGUGUGACCCAAACUGCCAAUCUCUAUGAUCCUCAAAGGAAAAAAAAAAUGUCUUAAAACUAAAACGCAGUGGCUCUUCAAAAUAAAGGCAGUAUUAAAAAAAGAAACUGUUAUUUACCUCAAGCUCAGGUAAUGAUGAGUUUGAGUCUUUAAAAAAAAACAAAACAACAACAGCGAGAGAGAGAAGAAACAGUUGGGGUGUUUUUCUGUGUGUUCACUCGGUGUGUUCUCACAGACUGGUCGGGACUAUGGUCAGACGUCAAAUCAGACGACCCCACUGUUGACAGAAUGUUAGCUGGGUAGCUGGCCCUUCCCUAACCCCGCAUACGAAGCCCUGACAGGAUGUUUUGUUCGAAGCCCGUCGUCCCCGUGACUCCUCCAAACUCUCUCCUCUUACGUUUCAUGCAGAGCAUGAUUUCUCUGGCUCGUCAGGGAGUAGGAACCAUCUCACAAUGCUCAGAACAGCAACCUGUUUUCAAUGCUGUCUUAAACAAGAGAAGUGCCUUGUGUAUGAAUGAUUCUUUUGUAAGAACAAGUUGAUGUAAAUGUUAAUUUACCUCAAAUGUUUACAAAACUGUUACUAAAUAAAUUUUUUGUACCAUA